AUGGCAGUGGACGGCAUCCCUGCCUCAAAGAUCGAGAUGCCGGAGAUGAUUCGCGACUUUCACCAGUACCGCGAGAACAUUACAUCGACAGACGGAGUGAUCCUAUACAAGGACCGUGUAGUCAUACCACCCUCACUCCGCGGUGAGGUGCUGAGCGCCCUACACGCUGCCCACCAGGGCAUAUCGAUGAUGACCGCCCAUGCAGAAUCCUCUGUGUUCUGGCCAGGCAUGUCGGCUGACAUCAGCGCCACUCGGAAAAACUGCGAACACUGCCACCGGAUAGCACCCUCACAGCCUGGAGCGCCGCCAACCCCACCUGUUCUGGUCGUUUACCUCUUUCAGGCAGUGUGCUCGGACUUCUUCGUACACAGAGGCGUACACUACCUCGUGACGGUGGACCGAUACUCGAACUGGCCGAUCAUCUCGAAGUCGACGGGUGGUGCCACUGGCCUCAUAAACUACUUACGUCGCUCCUUUGUGACGUACGGGACGCCAGAAGAGCUCGCAUCGGACGGGGGACCAGAGUUCAUCUCCACCGAGACCAGGUCGUUCCUGCACAGAUGGGGCGUACACCACCGCCUGUCAUCGGUGGCCUUCCCCCACAGCAACUGUCGCGCAGAGAUUGGAGUGAAGACGAUGAAACGACUUAUCACUGACAACACCGGCCCGAAGGGAGAACUUGACACUGACGCUGUGCAGAGAGUGAUACUGCAAUAUCGUAACACACCUGACCCUGACACGAAGAUCUCCCCGGCAAUGUGUCUUCGGCCGCCCGAUACGCGAUUUCAUCCCGAUUAUCCCCGGGAAGUACAUACCGCACGAGACUUGACGCGAGACCCUGAAAGCAAGGGAGGAGGCCCUCCGCAAACGCCACAUCCGCACAGCUGA
Molecule: messenger RNA, 888 nt
Organism: Priapulus caudatus
Lineage: Eukaryota; Metazoa; Priapulida; Priapulimorpha; Priapulimorphida; Priapulidae
Exons: 1
Coding region: 1-888 (295 amino acids)
Biological process (GO): DNA integration
Molecular function (GO): nucleic acid binding
Source: RefSeq, a predicted model, not a curated record